GGCAACUCGUAUCGGCAAUUGCCAAGUCUAUUGUUGACUAGGGCAUCGCACAGAAGCUUGUGUAUUAAACUCCGUUGCUAAAGAUAUCCUCCACCAUAUUAUUGGUAGGAAUUCCACAUUCCUAUUGAUACUUUACAUUAUCAAAGUACUGAACUAAGACGACCAUGGCUUUCGAGAUCUAUAUCCCCUCAAAACUCACAUUUCAAGACUAUAUUGCUAUCACACAGUGUAGUAGAACUCUAGCUGAUGGGUAUGAUCGAAAAGACAAAGCACGACUUCGGGCAUCUCUUGCACCAAACGUCAUAGUAGACUAUAAAUUUGUCGUUCCUGAAUGGGGCCAACAAAACUUCGCUGCAGACGAUUUCGUAGAAGCAUGGCUAGGCCCUAAAAAACUCGGAGUGAAAGCUCUCACCACCCAACAUCUGUUAGGUGCGCCCUAUUUCAAGAGUGUGACCGACUCAGAAAUCAUCGUAGAAUGGCAGCAACUAGCAAGUCAUGCACGGAAAGUAGCAGGCGAGGAUUACAGUCAUCCGCACUGUAAGAUUGGGGAGACAUCGGAUGGGAGAUCGUAUAUGCAACAGACAUUUGUGAAGGUAGACGGACAGUGGAGGAUUUCGGUUAUUAAGCCGGAGGUAAUAUAUCAUACGGGCGAUUUUAAAGCGGUGGGGAGACCGGAUGAGUAGCUAUAAUGUAAGUAUCUAAUCUCAUGAGUGCCAAGACAUUUAUAUCUUUGCCGAAAGUCUAAAUUGUACCUCAUGCUCCCAGAGACAAAUGCCAAAUAAUUUACAACCUUUAAAUGCUUCUUUAUGCAUCGAAAUCUCUACCAGAAUUGUGUAAAAAUGAUCCA
Messenger RNA from Botrytis cinerea B05.10, 847 nucleotides. RefSeq names its product Bcscd2 (gene Bcscd2). Gene Ontology annotation, biological process: melanin metabolic process. The coding region runs from base 165 to 683 and encodes 172 amino acids. Gene Ontology annotation, molecular function: scytalone dehydratase activity. The transcript has 2 exons. The record is from RefSeq and is a predicted model, not a curated record. Lineage: Eukaryota; Fungi; Ascomycota; Leotiomycetes; Helotiales; Sclerotiniaceae.